CUUCUCACAAGGCGCUCUUUAAGCUCCGGUGUUGCCACACAGAGCAGCCAUUCAUCGGCUCUACAGUCAGCCACACACUCCCAUGUUGAACCACUGGACAUCUAAAUUGGUGUAGCGGCUUUUGCUGAGAAGGAUUUCUAGCCGACGGUGGAAAGGAUUUGGACACUUUUACGCAGCAGUAUGGCAUUGCCAGAGAAGAGUGAGCAAUAACUGGGAUCUUCGCAGACUCCAAACGUCUUUAUCAAUUAAAACGAUUUAAUUGCACUAAAUAGUUCGGACUCUUUCUAAAAUAAAUUUAACAUUCGAGGGUUGUCUUGUCAUUAGUUGAAAGUAAGAAAAUAAAAAUAUGUCGGGAGAGGAGCACAGCCUGUCCGAGGCGGAGCUGAGUCCUGGUGGGUCAGACGAUGGUCACUCACUGUCACCGACUCAACCCGGAGCGCCACCCGGCCAGGACUCACCUUUGACCGUGCCGCCGCAGCAGCUGACCGCGCUCUGUGUCGCGGAUGGCAGCGGGGACGAUGGAGGCAGAUCCAGAGGUAAAUCGGAGGAAGAGGACGAUCGCUUCCCGAUCGGUAUAAGGGAGGCGGUCAGUCAGGUGCUGGACGGAUAUGACUGGACACUCGUGCCUAUGCCUGUGCGCGUAAACAACGGAAACAAAGCAAAACCCCACGUCAAGAGGCCCAUGAACGCAUUCAUGGUGUGGGCUCAAGCGGCGAGGAGGAAACUAGCUGACCAGUACCCCCACCUGCACAACGCGGAACUCAGCAAGACCCUGGGCAAACUGUGGAGGCUGCUGAACGAGAGCGACAAGAGGCCAUUCAUCGAGGAGGCGGAGAGGCUGAGGAAACAGCACAAGAAGGACUACCCGGAGUACAAGUACCAGCCCCGGAGACGCAAAAACGGCAAACUAACGCCUGCUAGUGAGUCCGAUAGCCAGGGGGAAGGGGAGGCCAGCCACUCCCAGUCACAUUACAAGACCUUACAUUUGGAGCAUAAUGGUGGGGCUGGGUCUCCCCUGGGUGACCUGCACCACCACCACCAUCACCACCACCAUCCUGCUGGUCAGGGUCACAGCCCACCCACACCCCCCACCACCCCAAAGACAGAGCUCCAGUCUGGGAAACUGUCAGAUGCCAAGAGGGAUGGGGCAGCAGGAGCGGCCGGAGGAUCAGGAGGGUCCAGGGGAGCCCUCGGGGUGGGAGCUGAAGGUGCAUCCGGCGGUCCCUCAUCAUCAGGUGCCAAACCCCACAUCGACUUUGGCACCAUGGACAUCGGCGAGAUCAGCCAUGAGGUGAUGUCCAACAUCGAGCCAUUCGAUGUAAAUGAGUUUGACCAGUACCUCCCUCCAAAUGGCCACCCGCAGAGUGGAACUGGGGCCCCCGCAGCUGGAUCCUCAGCCUCAUCUUAUGCUUAUGCCCUGGCUGCUGCUAGUGGGCACUCCGCCUGGCUCUCCAAACAGCAGCAGCAGCCUCAGGCCUCACCGUCUUCCUCUGACCCCUCCAAGGCCCAGAUCAAGAGCGAAUCUGCAUCUGGGAGCCACUACGCUGAGGCCUCGUCCUCUCCCUCCUCAGGCACCCAUGUCACCUACACCCCGCUCAGCCUCCCUCACUAUGGCUCCGCUUUCCCCUCACUGGCCUCCAGAGCUCAGUUUGAGUAUGGAGAGCACCAGGCCCCAGGGGCGUAUUACGCCCACUCCAGUCAGGCCCCAGGGCUAUACUCAGCCUUCUCCUACAUGGGCCCUACACAGAGGCCUCUGUACACUACCAUAGGAGACCCCUCCAGCGUGGCCCCCUCUCACAGCCCCACACACUGGGAGCAGCCUGUUUACACCACACUCACAAGACCUUGAGGGAGACCAGCUGAGCAGAGGGAAAUAUGGGAAGCGUGUGAGUGGAUCUGUGUGUCUGUGUGCGGAAAUCUGUGAGGGUGUGAUUGUGUACGUGUGUGUGUGUGUCUAUGCCAUAUUGAUGUUAUAUUAGAGGUUUUUACUUUUUUAGCCAAUAUAAUGCAAGACGCAUCCAUGGGGGCCUUACACAGUUUUAAAAAAGAAAAAAAAAACAACAGCCACAAACUCACACAGUAUAAAGUGUGAAUCAUGGGUCAACAGCCAAUCAAAAAAUAAAUAAACCUUAACAAACGUGUGCCAUCAUAAAUAUAUGAGUUGGGAUGUACAGCAAGUGUGUAUACAAGAGGUAGACAAGUGAGAGAGACACUGGGAGUGGACAGAUGUUGAUGAGUGACUCUGAUUUGACCCAAAAGUGAUGGGUUUAGACUGACAUAAUCAGAUUUUAUUAACCAAACUAAAGGAUGUUUUUGUUGUUGUUGUGUUAUUUUAUAUGAGUAGUAAGUUUAUUGUCAUUGUUGAUAUCCUACGGUGUAACAUUAUUGUGACUGAUUUAAUAUUACACUUAUACAUCUGCACCACUGCUUUGGGAGAAAGCAUGUUUCCUGGGGUUGUUUCUUUGUGGCCAGAAAAGUAUAGUUGCAACCUUCUUCCUUUGUAGAUAGCACAGUCUGAAUUCCUGUCCUUUCUUUACAUGGACUACACUCAACUGAACAAUUGAGCAUUUAAGGGGAAAAUAGGAAAAAGAGAGGGAAAGAGAGCUCUUAAAGAUGUAUUUCAGCUUAUCGCUCAGUCUUGGACACUUACCUCAAUUCUAUUCAUUUUGUGCCAGUAGCAAAGGAGGAGAACGAACCUGGAUACCUGAUCGACGGAAGGUAUUCAAAAUUUAAGAACCUUAAACCUCCACCUCAUUCGUCUUUUUUUUUUUUUUUUGCUUUCUAAGUGCCUAACAUUUUGCUGAUUCGCAUCUGAUUUAUCCAAUAACUGAGUUAAAAUCUAUAAGUACAAAGUCUCAACCAAACCUCUCGAGAUAAUUGGCCAGCUUUGGGUCCUACUUAAGGAUUAGAAUCACAUGUACGACUGUUCUGCGCUGCAUGUAGGCCAAAAGCAUGUUUUCGUUUUCCUAUGUUGUGCAUAAAUAGCCCUCUUCCUCUUCAGCAAUGUGAAUAAUGGUCAUUACCACAAGCUUCACCUUUAUUAAGUGAUGCAUACUUUAUCAUUUUAUACUGACCCUCUUACCAUUAGUUAUUAUUUUUGUGUAAGUAAUAAUGCAUUGUGUGUCACACUUUUGCUUCUUCCAUUUUGUAUAAUUCUGGAUAGUUUUGUAAAGUGUUUGCUAUACAUCCACUUGAGUAUUUUGCUUCCUUACAAGAAAAGCAAUGUUGAAAUAUUAUUGUUGUCAUUUAUUAAAUCAAUUUAUUUAUAGAAA
Molecule: messenger RNA, 3272 nt
Organism: Toxotes jaculatrix (banded archerfish)
Lineage: Eukaryota; Metazoa; Chordata; Actinopteri; Toxotidae
Product: transcription factor Sox-10-like
Exons: 4
Coding region: 347-1849 (500 amino acids)
Biological process (GO): peripheral nervous system development; negative regulation of transcription by RNA polymerase II; neural crest cell migration
Cellular component (GO): nucleus
Molecular function (GO): DNA-binding transcription factor activity, RNA polymerase II-specific; RNA polymerase II cis-regulatory region sequence-specific DNA binding
Source: RefSeq, a predicted model, not a curated record